Messenger RNA from Anopheles darlingi, 5039 nucleotides. Its product is annotated as fez family zinc finger protein erm. NCBI's taxonomy places the organism in Eukaryota, Metazoa, Arthropoda, Insecta, Diptera, Culicidae. The record is from RefSeq and is a predicted model, not a curated record. The coding region runs from base 1184 to 3184 and encodes 666 amino acids. Gene Ontology annotation, cellular component: nucleus. The transcript is spliced from 5 exons.
UCUGAUUCCACCAAGAAUACAUUUAUUUGGGUCGCCCGUCGUUUCAGGUGACGCAUUCUGUGCGCUGUCUCUUUGCUUCUGCAGCAUUGUGCAGCGUGCUUUCCAGUGCAUUAAAUUGCAAUUAAAUUCGAAUAAAACCCCUUGGGGUCUCCGGGUGAAGGUGAGGUGACUAUCGAACGAAAGACGGACAUUACCGACCGCGAAGUAUUGAAUUGUAUGACGCGCAACAGCAUCAAGUAUUCACAGGAAAGCGUUUUGGAUUCAAGAAUCAAAAAACAUAGUUGGCUAAAGUCCACCGAAAGUAAGUUGACUAUACAGCAUUGAGGUAGAAUACAAAACCACUGAGGCUCCUUAAGUGAACAAUAUCGAUCUAGCACGGCGCUAGGGUAAACGCCAACUACGAUCUUGUCAAACAGAUCAAAACGACAUCUCGCUCAUGAUAGGCAAACAACCCUAGGUGUUGCCUUUAUGUGACCAGCCGGGCACAUUCCAGGCGCAUUUAUCACCACACUCCACGGCCGAGAUCACAUUAAUCCUGCCCUCCUCCUCCUCCUCCUGCCUCCUCCCCACCUGCCAGUGAUUCCCAGGUGAUUAGAGCUGGCACACUAGGUCUCUACUACUUCCCGGGCCUCUGUUCUUCCAUUGUUUAUCUAUCAAUCAAGUCCCAACCCGUUCCGUCCGUCCCACCGGGGUGCUAUCAGUGUUAUUUAUUCACAAACAUUUGCUUAUGGCCCUGUGCACGAUACCCAAACACCGUUCAGCGCCCUUCGUAAUGCUUGGAGCACGGUUGAGUAUGUUGUCAGGGACCACCCGCCCUUUCCCUCCCGCUAAACUCUGAUUCCCGACUUGUUGAACGUCGGUGGUGGCAACAAGGGAACAAGAGGUAGGAUUAAUCAAUUUGUUGCUCCACUGCCCAAACAACCCCCCCGGAGACCGGAGUGUCAGGGUUGAGGGAGCACCACACGCGCUCCAUCACCGCUUGAGUGACCACUUGGCACCACCAACAAGUGGCUGGGGUGUGUGGCCAUCGUGUGCUUACCAUAAUUGAAAAGCAUUAACAAAUUAGGUUGAUACAAUCGAGGGAACGCUGGAGCACAGCACAGCGGAAGAGAUAAUCGAGAAUGUGGAGGACCGUGUGACGUCAGAGGAGAAACGUCAAUCGUGACAAUCACGUGUGCCAUGGAUGUGCCGCCAACAAACGCUGACCUAUUUCCGGUUCCGUUCGGAUUGUUCGUUCACAGCAAUGGACCACUUAUCGCCACCACCUUCGCCACCGGUCGGUCAGACACCGCCGGCCGUCAGCGCGCUGACAGCGCUCAAUGCAUCCUCGGCCAGCCUUAUACAGCGUGCGUCCGCCUUCAGUUCCGUGCUCGGUCAAAAGUGGAAUCCUCGAGAUAUACCACUGCUAUACAACCCACUGUUCUACUCCGGAGCGGCCUUUCUGUGGCCACAGUUCCUGUUACCACAGCAACCACUCAGUACGCCCGUUUCACCGAACCUCAACAGUAGCGGUGGUCGUGAUUAUGCGUUAACACCGGAAAAAGAAGAGAUCAUUGAUGAAGAUAUGCCCCUCAAUCUGUCGCUGAAACCAUCGAGCUCUACACCGCACCAUGGUCGGCAUCAUCCGAUCCACAUCUGGUCACCGGCCAGUAUGUGCGAGAAGGAAACGCUCGAUGGUGACCAGCAGAGCAACAUCGACAUCGAAAACGAUGGCGAUGAGGCGGAGGAUGACUCGUCGGCUGGCGAGCAUCAGAUGGAUGGUUCGUUCAGUGAAACGCUCCAACGGCAGCAGCAGCAACAUCGUCAGCGCGAAACCGCACGCAUCCUAACCGAAUACAACAGUCUACUAAGUCGCCGGGCACCGUCAGCUUCUGCGGCGUCAGGACCGACGUCCUCCUCGAUGCAGGACUACUUCAACUACAGCAAGAUCAGCAAGGGCUACUAUACGCAUCUGCAGCAGCAACAGCGUAACCUCGAGGUGUUGCGUCAGAACAAAACGGACGUCUACGUACUUAAUCCGGCCAACCACAACCACAACAACAACAACAACCUGGAGGGUGUGAAGAACGCUAACCACGAAUCGCGUGUCGGCGGUGCGGUGAUGUGUGCACGGAUGAGUAGCAGCAGCAGCAACAGCAACAGCAACAGCGGAAGUGCCGGUAGUGCUGGGUUGGUAGGGGAAACGACAAUUGGGCCGAUUGGGAUCGGUAGUGAGAGUGAUAGCAAAGUGAUGGUGAUGGGUACGGGGAGCGGUGGACAGGAGCUGAUGAGCUACAAGCUGGAGGCUGGACCGGCACGGCCCGAUUCGACUGCACACUCGGACAGUCCUUACGGUAGCUCAAACGAUUCGUCUUCUCUUCACGGGCACCAGCAUCAUCCACAUCAACAUCAUCAUCAUCAUCACCAUAGCCAUCAGGCGUCAUCGAUCGUAAAUGGUGCAGUUGGCGAAACCAAGAAGAGCGUCAAGCUUUAUCAGUGUAAACAGUGCGGCAAAACGUUCAAACGCUCCAGCACGCUAUCGACCCAUCUGCUGAUCCACAGUGACACGCGGCCCUACCCCUGCCAGUACUGUGGCAAACGCUUCCACCAGAAGUCGGACAUGAAGAAGCACACGUACAUCCACACCGGUGAAAAGCCCCACAAAUGUGUCGUCUGCCUGAAGGCGUUCAGCCAGAGCUCGAACCUGAUCACGCACAUGCGCAAACACUCGGGCUACAAACCGUUCUCGUGCGGUCUGUGCGAUAAGGCGUUCCAGCGGAAGGUGGACCUGCGGCGUCACCGGGAAGGUCAGCACAACGACCACAGCGGUAGCCUCUCGACGACACCGACGACAAUGGUGGCGGCGACGACGACGACGACGACGGCGAUGGCUGCGAUGUCUCCGGUCAGUCCGAUCGAUACGAUGAUGAUGGUCGGUUACGAGUCGAAGCUAAACCUUAAGCUCGAACACCACGGUGGUGGCGUGCAUGAUGGCGAUGGCAGCAACAGCAACAGCAGCAACAGCAGCAGCAGCAGCAGCAUGGACGACUCGACGAUGGGAGCAGCUGUUGCGAGCUCGAGCGAACAGCGACAGCGGAGCAGUUCCGUCGCUUCCCCCGCUCCCGGUUACCACCAUCAUCACCCGCGGUCCGCGGAACCGGACCUCGACAUCAAGAUGGAGGUAGUAAGCAGCAGUUGCUCCUGAUUUUCAGUUCCUUCCCUCGCUACUUACCACAACGCCACAACGAUUCCUUCGGGGCUCGAGCUGGUGUCGAGCUGAAGUCAGCGGCAUCUCCGGAGGAAGGGGAUCGGAAUCGAACGUUAAAUUAAAGGAAACAAAGGAACGGAAUCUCGGUGGAAACAUUUGGGUGCCGUGAGCGAAGACGUCAGAUGGUCGUCCUUCGAGGGUCCCUUCGGGCGAGGGAAGCCAAGUGGCCGUAAGUUCCAGUUCGAAUAAUCUCAAUCCACAGCCGUGGCACGCCGUGGAGGGUAGGACGUUGAUCUGUUGAGUGAACCUCGCCAUCCGGUAAGAUGAUGGUGCUCCGUCCUUUUUAGGUUUAGGAUGUACAUAAAUUAUGCGCACGCGAUAGAGCGAGAGAGCGAGAGAGAGAGGUACUGUAUCAAGGUCGUACUAGCGGUCGUAUCCGCAGGAUUUUUCGUUUUUAAUUUAUUGCCCCAUGGACUGCAGACCAUGGUCCAUGGUUAGUAGUUAGAAUAGGAUCAGAUCAGGUGAGGGGGGUGCAAAGACCGCUGCAAAAAGGCUAGGCGCAAAUGGUGUUGAUACCUAGUUAUACCAAAGUGAUCGUUGGAGUAGUUUGAUCGAUCGAUCUUUUUUUCGGUCGCAGAAUUCGAUUGCAUUCUGGCCCUGUAGAGACUAUGACGAAUCAUUGUUGUGAUGUUCGCGCUCUCAUCGUCCGUCCGGCAUUGGUCGAUUGUCCUGAUUUGCUUCUUUACUAAUUAGAAAUCCGGAUUUUGAAAUUCGGAAUGAUGGACGCAACAGGAGGGGCUAGUCUAGUCGAGAAGGCCACCAUAACCACGACGAAAUUGAUGAGGCAUAUCCACACGUGACACAAUCGUUACCGAACACUUCACAGUCCAGGAGCAUGUGCUUUUUACCUCCCCCAAAAAAAAGAAACAAACAAUCGCAAAAAGAACCGCGAAUGUGUGUCAAUGUCCCGGUGCCGGUCUUCUCCAAACAAUCGCACACAUCUACACAAACACACACACACAUACACCAAAUACCGGGGCACGCGAUUCGGUUCCCUGUUCAUCGAGGCGAAGCGUUCCCUUAGCUCUAAUUCUUAAGAAUCCCCUUCUGUACAUUUCCCUGGAGUAAUUUCACCAGUUUAGUGGCCUUUCUAGUGUUUAUUGCGGCAAGGCAGAGGCAGAGAGAGAGAAGAGAGAGAGAGAGACAGACAAGUCUUUAGUCAUCGAAUUCGUCGUCGUACGUCGCGCAAUUCUCAUCACACAGCUACAUGACCAAAGAGAGAACCGGGCUCCACACGCACCAGGGUGGUGGAGGAAUUUUCCUCUACCUUUUUCCACGCGAAACCAUGUGUCUGUGUGUGUGUGUGUGGUAGUUCGAUUCCCCAGCUCGUGCUUGUCGCUCGUGUUUCUUCGUGUUUUCUUUUUUUUUAGUAGUUUAAUCGUUUUGCACCGUGCUCCUUACACGUCGUCGUAGUAGCCUUCAAUGACCAUUUUACUCUUGUAUCGGAUUCGCGAUUCGCGCGCGCCCCAGUCCCGUUUAGGAAGAAUGUCUGUUGUCUAGUGUCUAGAUGCGUUAUGCGAGGCGCGUGAACCCGUUAGUAAAGAAGCAUUUGUAGUGUAGUGCCCUAUACGUAUUCAAGUAUGUAUCUAUAAAUAAAUAUAUUUAUGUUUUUGUGAGAUCGGUGGCGGGGCAGCGAUCGUUAGGAUGUGUAAGCGUACAUUGUACUCCCCCCGAGGAUUGGGUGGGGUAGGGUAUUGUUAGCAUUAUGGAACUCGAAGGUUAGUUAACUCAAAGCGGAGUGCGAAUGGUUCGUUUUCAUAACAAGCUCGAUGAAAUAUACAAAAGAUCCAAA